This is a messenger RNA of Populus nigra (black poplar), 3815 nucleotides long. RefSeq names its product DNA-directed RNA polymerase 3, chloroplastic. The transcript has 19 exons. Gene Ontology annotation, biological process: mitochondrial transcription. Gene Ontology annotation, molecular function: DNA-directed RNA polymerase activity; DNA binding. Lineage: Eukaryota; Viridiplantae; Streptophyta; Magnoliopsida; Malpighiales; Salicaceae. Bases 131 to 3037 code for a protein of 968 amino acids. Gene Ontology annotation, cellular component: mitochondrial DNA-directed RNA polymerase complex. The record is from RefSeq and is a predicted model, not a curated record.
GCUGGUAGCUAGUAAGGUUUUAGAGAGGUUUGUUUGAUUGAUUUCCUUCCUAGUUCAGCUCUCUCCUCCUCUCUCCUCCUGUCUUCUCUUCCACCCCUACCCUUAUCUCCACUCUCCCUCCACAACAAAAAUGGCUUCCACGACCACUUUCUCUAUUCAACACCCAACAUGGACAACAUCAAAACAUCCUAAGUUUCAUAAACCCUACAAAAACCUCCAUUUCCUCUCUAACCCAACUUCUCAUUCUCUUUCCAAUCCUUCUUCCAUCUAUUCCUCUUCUUUCCCUCUCAGUCCCAAAUUCUCUCUUCUAAACCCACCACUUCCAUUUCACCCUUUGCAUGAUUCUUCUCAUGACCGUCUCCUUGAAGACUUUGAAAUCCCCACCAUUUGUAGCCACCAAAAGCUUGAAACUUUGAUCAAAUUUGACCAAAUUAUGCACGGAGAGUCUUCGAAAAGGGUUUUCAUUCAAGACCCACCUUGGAUUUCUGCUCAUUUUUGGAAGGGUAUGUAUAAAAUAGCCAAUAAAAAGGUGAAGGUAGAGUUCAAGGAUAUUGAGAAGAGGAAGUAUAAUUUGUUGAGGAGGCGGCAAAUUAGGGAAGAGACUGAAGCGUGGGAGAGAAUGGCUGAUGAGUAUAGGGGGUUGGUGAGGGAAAUGUGUGAGAGAAAGUUGGCACCAAACUUGCCUUAUGUGAAAGGUUUGCUCUUGGGGUGGUUUGAACCAUUGAAAGAGGCUAUAGAGAAGGAGCAGAAAAUGGAGAAAUCCAAGAAGCAGAAGUCGGCAUUUUCUCCCAAUAUUGAAUUGUUACCUGCUGAUAAAAUGGCAGUCAUUGUUAUGCAUAAGAUGAUGGGGUUGUUGAUGGUGGGGCAUGAAGAUGGGUGCGUCCGGGUUGUCCAGGCUGCAGUGCAGAUUGGCAUGGCUAUAGAGCAGGAGGUUAGAAUUCAUAAUUUCUUGGAGAAGACCAAGAAUUACCAAAGGAAGAAGACAAUGCAUGAAGUUCAAGAGACCAUGGACAAGGAGAAGGAGGUGCUCAGGAAACGUGUAAAUAGUUUGAUUAGAAGGAAAAGGCUCAUGGAGGUGCAAAAUCUGGUGAAACAGGAUGAAACUAAACCUUGGAGUCGAGGUACACAAGCUAAGCUCGGAAGUCGUCUAAUAGAAUUAUUAACUGAAACAGCUUAUGUACAACCUCCUGUUAACCAGUCAGAGGAUAUUCCACCAGAUGUUCGACCUGCCUUUAGGCACAUAUUUAAAACUUUAACAAAGAACCCAGGGCAGAAAAUUGUGAAGAAGUAUGGGGUUAUAGAAUGCGAUCCCCUCAUCCUCACAGGGCUUGAUGGAACAGCUAAGCACAUGCUGAUUCCUUAUUUUCCAAUGCUGGUGCCUCCCAAAAAAUGGAAAGGGUAUGAUAAGGGUGGGCACUUGUUCUUGCCUUCGUAUGUCAUGCGCACUCAUGGAUCUCGGCAGCAACAAGUUGCAGUCAGGAGUGUUCCUGGGAAACAGAUGCAGAAAGUAUUUGAGGCUCUGGAUACACUCGGAAAUACCAAAUGGAGGGUGAACAGAAGAUUGCUGGAUGUGGUGGAGAGGAUAUGGACAAGUGGUGGUAACAUUGCGGGCCUGGUUGAUAGAGAAGAUAUUCCUAUACCAGAGAAACCAUCCUCAGAUGAUCUAACAGAAAUUCAAAAGUGGAAAUGGAGUGUGAGGAAGGCAAAGAAGAUAAACCAAGAGAGGCACUCUCAAAGAUGUGACACUGAACUUAAGCUUUCUGUGGCUCGGAAACUGAAAGAUGAAGAGGGAUUUUAUUAUCCUCACAAUCUUGAUUUUCGAGGUCGUGCAUAUCCGAUGCACCCACAUUUGACUCAUCUAAGUUCUGAUCUUUGUCGAGGAGUUCUUGAAUUUGAAGAAGGAAGGCCAUUAGGGAAGUCUGGAUUACGUUGGUUGAAAAUACAUCUAGCAAACUUGUAUUCAGGCGGGGUUGAAAAGUUGUCCCAUGAUGGCCGUCUAGCAUUUGUCGAGAACCAUCUAAGUGAGAUAUUUGAUUCAGCAAAAAACCCUGUAAAUGGAAAGCGCUGGUGGUUAAAAGCUGAAGAUCCUUUCCAGUGUUUAGCUGCUUGUAUUAAUCUGUCAGAAGCCUUGAAUAGUGCAUCGCCACAUACUGUCAUCUCCCACCUGCCAAUCCAUCAGGAUGGUUCAUGUAAUGGUCUACAGCACUAUGCAGCCUUGGGAAGAGACAGUCUGGAAGCAGCGGCAGUUAACUUAGUUGCUGCAGAAAAACCUUCGGAUGUUUAUUCAGAAAUUGCUGUUAGGGUCCAUGAAAUAAUUAGAAGGGACAGCAAUAAGGAUCCUGCUACAAACCCACAUGCUUUAUUAGCCAAGAUCCUAGUUGAUCAGGUGGAUCGGAAAUUGGUUAAACAAACAGUGAUGACUUCAGUGUAUGGUGUCACUUAUGUUGGGGCUCGUGAACAGAUAAAAAGAAGAUUAGAGGAGAAGGGUCAUAUUACGGAUGAUAGACUGCUCUUCAGUGCAGCCUGUUAUACUGCUAAAGUGACAUUGACUGCACUAGGAGAGUUGUUCCAAGCUGCUCGUGAUAUAAUGAGCUGGCUUGGUGAUUGCGCAAAGAUUAUUGCUUCAGAAGAUCAGCCUGUGCAGUGGACAACUCCACUUGGCCUUCCUGUUGUGCAGCCUUACUAUAAGACUGAACGACAUCUUAUAAAAACUUCUCUUCAGAUUUUGGCCCUGCAGCGGGAAGGCAGUUCGGUACAGGUUAGAAAACAGAGAACUGCUUUCCCUCCAAAUUUUGUGCACUCGCUUGACGGCUCACACAUGAUGAUGACUGCAGUUGCAUGCCGGGAUGCUGGUUUAUGUUUUGCAGGUGUUCAUGACUCUUUCUGGACCCAUGCAACAGAUGUGGAUGUGAUGAAUAGGAUAUUGCGGGAGAAAUUUGUGGAGCUUUAUAACAUGCCAAUACUUGAAAAUGUGAGUGCAAUGGUGUGUGAUGACCCAGUUUUUCUGUCUGACCAGCUCGACCUAUUAAUUACUUGAAGACUUCCAGACAUCGUACCCAACAUUGCAGUUUCCACCUCUGCCUGAGAGAGGCAACUUUGAUUUGCAAAAAGUUCUUAGAUCUCCAUACUUCUUCAACUGAAUCUUCAUCAAAUGUAAAUCGGAAGCAUCAUCUUUGCAUUUUGCUACUUUUGACCAUGAAGUUGUCAAGUUUUCCAGGCAUAUUGUGCAGAAUUAAACUGAAAAUUUGAAGGAAAGUAGAAGUGGCAAAGAGAAUUCUGAUGCCAUUGGUGAGUUUAUUAUCUUGAAAUCAAAGAUUUUUUUCUCAAGAAACAGUCCCUGCACUUAGUUAUGAUCAGCUCAGAAAGGCCAUUUCUAGUGCAGAGGAUGAAACCCUCCAACUGGCUCAUUCGUGUACACAGAGAAGGAAACUCUUGGUAUGGGUGGAUUAAAAGAGCGUCAGAUUCCUAUUCUAUGGUUAAUUUGGGGAGACUGAUCUUCGAGGGCUGCAUGAUAUGGAUCGAUCAUUCUUGCAAAGGCAUACAACGAGUAUGCUUGGUGCUUGCUGCAUUUUUUUUCUUGUGCUGUGAGCAGAUCACGAGAAACAAGGCUACUUGAUUGUUGUAAGAUCAAGUAAAUCUUAUUUUGCUUAUUCUUUUUUUCUUAUCAUGUACCAUUUCAUCUGUACAUAUACAAGCAUAGUAGACAAGAUCCUGUCAUAUAGCGGGGCCAUGCUAAAUGUAAUUUUCAUAUGCCAAUUGGCAAACCAUGUAGAAGUUCUCUACAUAAUGGAAUGGAAGGAAAUUUCAUAGGUGCA